Elgaria multicarinata webbii is the source of this 1948-nucleotide messenger RNA. RefSeq names its product cytochrome P450 2C25-like. Gene Ontology annotation, molecular function: oxidoreductase activity, acting on paired donors, with incorporation or reduction of molecular oxygen, reduced flavin or flavoprotein as one donor, and incorporation of one atom of oxygen; iron ion binding; heme binding. The transcript is spliced from 10 exons. Gene Ontology annotation, biological process: xenobiotic metabolic process. The record is from RefSeq and is a predicted model, not a curated record. Bases 198 to 1679 code for a protein of 493 amino acids. Lineage: Eukaryota; Metazoa; Chordata; Lepidosauria; Squamata; Anguidae. Gene Ontology annotation, cellular component: cytoplasm; intracellular membrane-bounded organelle.
CGCCUCCUCUCAUAUGUACCUGUCCGGACCCUAAGGUCAUCCUCAGGGGUCCUCCGCGAGCCCCUGCCAAAGGAAGUGAGGCAGGUGGCUACCAGGAGCAGGGCCUUCUCUGCUGUCGCACCCCGGCUGUGGAAUGAGCUCCGCUUGGCACCUACAUUAUAUGCUUUUAGACGCCAGGGAGAGGAGGUCGUGCCGCCAUGGAUGUGCUUGGGAGCACCACCGUCUUCUUGGUCAUCAGCCUGCUCUUCCUGGUGGCCUGGAAGAAGACAGCGGCCAAGAGAAAAAACCUUCCUCCUGGCCCAACACCCCUUCCAAUCAUUGGGAACCUCCUGCAACUGAAGACCGACAACAUGAAGGAAAACCUGAAGAAGAUGAGCGAAAAAUAUGGGCCAGUGUUCAUGGUGUAUUUUGGCUCAGACCAGACAGUGGUCCUCUAUGGUUACGACAUCGUGAAGAAGGUUCUGGUCGACCGUGGAGACGAGUUCUUGGACCGAGGCAGCUUCCCAUCAUCAGAUAAAGCCAGCAGAGGACUUGGUCUUUUCAUGGCCAAUGGCGAGGGUUGGGUCCAGGUCCGUCGCUUCUCUCUCUCCACCUUGAGGAACUUUGGCAUGGGGAAGAAAAGCAUCGAGGAACGUAUCCAGGAGGAGGCAGAGUAUUUCGUGAAAGCACUCAGGGCCAAAAAGGGUCAGCCCUUCAACCCAGCCACCCUAUGCAGCGGCGCUACCAGCAAUGUGAUCAACCACAUCUUGCUUGGAGAGCGGUUUGAUUACCAGGAUGAGGAGUUUGUCCAGGUCCUCCGCCUGCUCUCUGACAGCUUACGACUCGAGAGCUCAGCCUCAGGUCAGCUCUACAACAUCUUCCCCAGGAUCAUGGACUACUUGCCUGGUCCUCACCAAAGGUUCUUCAAGAACCUGCAUGAGAUCCGGGACUUCAUAACCAAGAAGGUGAAGGAUCAUGAGGAAACCCUGGACCUCACUGGCAUUCCUCGGGACUUCGCAGACUCCUUCCUCCUUAAAAUGGAGCAGGAGAAGCACAACCCCAAGACUGUAUUUACUAGAGAGAAUUUGAUCGUGAUAAUUUUUGACCUAUUCCUGGCUGGGACAGAAACAACCGCCAUCAGCCUCAGAUACAUCUUCAUGAUCCUGCUUGAACACCCUGCAGUAGAAGCAAAGAUCCAUGAGGAAAUAGACCGAGUGAUAGGGCAGGAACGGCCUCCUGCCAUGAAGGACCGACCUGAGAUGCCCUACACAGAAGCUGUCAUCCAUGAAGUGCAGCGAUUUCUUGAUCUCAUCCCCUUAGGAUUUGUCCGUGUGGUGAAACAGGACAUGGAAUUCGAAGGCUUUACCAUCCCAAAGGGUGCUACUAUUUACCCAAUCCUGAGUUCUGUACUCCAUGACUCCAAGCAGUAUAAAAAUCCAUCUCAGUUUGACCCAGAACAUUUCCUGGAUGAAAAAGGACACUUCAAGAAGAAUGGAGCUGACAUGCCCUUUUCAGCAGGAAAGAGGAACUGUCUAGGCGAAGGACUGGCCCGGAUGCAACACUUCUUAUUUCUUACCACCAUCCUGCAAAGUUUCCGUCUCAAACACCCUCCGGGAGUCACUAAAAUCAACCUCACUCCAGAGAUCAGCGGCAUCACAAACAUCCCACACCAGGUCACGUUCUGCUUCUCCCCACGCUAAGCGGCAACCUCAGCUCCAGGGUCACGGCUUGGCCUCGUGCAAGGACUCAGCGCAUUCAUUCAUUCAUUCAUUUUCUGGUUUUAAUGCACAAGGCACAUGGGGGGGGGGAAGCCGCCACAUCAGGAAAAGAAGAGUUCUAACUUCGCUUUCUAAUAUAUAUAAGGUGCAAGAACGCACACAACUACUCGAACCACUAGUGGAGUAGGAUGAUUAACAAGAAACCCAUUUAUUAUUAUACAAAAAUUACAAAAAAGCUGAUGUAUCCUAGC